Colletotrichum navitas is the source of this 1455-nucleotide messenger RNA. Its product is annotated as SET domain-containing protein. The record is from RefSeq and is a predicted model, not a curated record. Lineage: Eukaryota; Fungi; Ascomycota; Sordariomycetes; Glomerellales; Glomerellaceae. The transcript has a single exon. The coding region runs from base 1 to 1455 and encodes 484 amino acids. Gene Ontology annotation, biological process: peptidyl-lysine monomethylation. Gene Ontology annotation, molecular function: protein-lysine N-methyltransferase activity; protein binding.
AUGGAAGAGCUAGUGCGCUGGGCCACAUCCCACGGGGCCGCCCUCCACCCCUCGGUCGAGGUCUACGACGACCCCAACACCGGCAACUCCUUCCGCGCCUCCCCGGGCGGCCCCGGCGUCAAGCCGGGCGAGACCGUCGUCACCUGUCCCAUGGACCUGACGCUGUCCUAUCUCAACGCCAUCACCACCCCUAGCCCGGGCUUCCAUCACGAAAACAAUAAGGACGACGGUGACGACAACGACACCACCGACUCGUCAAGCCCCUUUCCCCCUGCAUUCCUCGCCUCCGUCCCGCCCCACGUCAUCGGCCGUUUCUUCCUCAUCCACCAGUACCUCCUCGGCAAGGCGUCCUUCUGGCACCCCUACAUCAGCACCCUCCCCCAGCCCGAGCACCUGCAGUCCUGGAUCCUCCCGCCACUCUGGCCCUCGGAUGACAUCGAGCUGCUCGAGGAUACAAACGUCCACGUCGCCGUCGCCGAGACCAAAGCGCGCCUCAAGGCCGAGUACAAGCACGCCGUCGCCGCCCUCGGCGACGACAGCGCCGCCGCCCGCCGCGGGUACACCCGCCUCCUCUACCACUGGGCCUACUGCAUCUUCGCCAGCCGCAGCUUCCGCCCCUCCCUCGUCAUCCCCGCCGCCCGCAAGGCGACCCUGGCCCUCCCCGAGGGGUGCGCCGUCGACGACUUCUCCCUGCUCAUGCCCCUCCUCGACGUCGGCAACCACGCCCCCACGGCUGCCGUCACCUGGGACACCGACGCCGGCGGGAACGGCGCGUCCAACUCGUGCGCGCUGCGCACGCUGGACCCCUACGCGCCCGGCGCCCAGGUCUUCAACAACUACGGCACGAGCAAGACCAACGCCGAACUGAUGCUCGCCUACGGCUUCUGCGUCCCCGAGUCCGCCGGCCUGCACAACGACUACGUCCACGUCCAGAAGCGCGGGGCCGCUGCCGCUGCCGCUGCCGCCGGGGGCGCCGACGCCGCCAAGGCCAUGGACUACCUCAUCUCCCUCCGCCCCGUCGCCGACCCGAGCUCCGCGGCGGCGAGGGCCGUGCGGAUGCUCGCCGACGUCGACGGCGCGAGGGUCCUGCCGCCGUUCCGGCACGUGCAGGACACCAUGGUCUGGGACCUGGUCCUGGCGCAGACGACGGCCGAGCAGCGCGAGGCCAUGCUCCCCGUCUCCGAGGCCGCCGGCGCCGACGCGGACCUGGAGCGGCUGCGGAAGGUGCUGACGGGGGACGCCCCCGCGGCUUUCCGGCCGGUGCUGUUCCAGACCGUCGCCAUCAUCCAGGACAAGGUCCUCCAGGAGCUCGAGCGGCUGGACCAGUCCGAGUUCGAGAUGGAGGAGGCCGGGGCGACGCGGAACCAGCUCAUGGCAUAUCACUACCGCAGACAGUGCAGAAAGGUCCUGGAGAACGUGCUCGAGUCCAUGGUGUUGCCCGAAGAGCUCUCAUAG